AUGGAUAAUUACACCUACAAUGCCUUUGGUGAAUUUCUAACCACUAUUGCUUCUUUCGAUGACGACACAUCUCGAUGGGGUGCCGUUACCUCACGGAACACCAACGCUGAUGGCUUAUUCGUCUACGCAGUGCGCACUACAAAGAUAUUCUGUCGACCUAUCUGCAAAGCCCGACUUCCCCGUCGUGCAAAUGUUUCCUUCUUCUCCAACGGUCAUGAGGCUCAGCAGGCUGGUUUCCGUGCCUGUAAACGCUGCAAGCCUGAGGUAGCAGGGGCCAUGCCUCAAGAGGCUGCUGUACGAAAGAUCCGAGCUUUUGUGCAACAGCAUGCAGAGAAACAGGAUGAUACCCAAGUCCGAUUAAGUUUGAGUCAGAUGGCGAGGCAAACUGGACUAUCCAAGUGGCAUUUCCAUCGAGUGUUUAAGAAAUGUGUUGGUGUGACGCCGACCGAAUACCUGCGGGUAAAACGACAGGGGCUUGGCCUCCAGAAUUUGUUGCAAACAGCGGAAACAAGUUCGGUUGACAAGUUCGACUUUGAAACUCUAAGCCAAGACUAUGACACACGAACUUGGGACGAAUCUGUUGCUUGUUCAGGGUAUGCGACCACAGAAACACCAUCAACAACACUUAGCGAUAGCCCUUGGUCCAUUGAUGAAUUCUUGAUAUGGCCAGAAAAAGAUCAAUUGCCAAUUACGCGAGACGCCUCCCUGACUUGA
This is a messenger RNA of Fusarium coffeatum, 714 nucleotides long. RefSeq lists its product as uncharacterized. The record is from RefSeq and is a predicted model, not a curated record. NCBI's taxonomy places the organism in Eukaryota, Fungi, Ascomycota, Sordariomycetes, Hypocreales, Nectriaceae. The transcript has a single exon. Gene Ontology annotation, biological process: regulation of DNA-templated transcription; DNA repair. Bases 1 to 714 code for a protein of 237 amino acids. Gene Ontology annotation, molecular function: methyltransferase activity; DNA-binding transcription factor activity; zinc ion binding.